This is a messenger RNA of Pipistrellus nathusii (Nathusius's pipistrelle), 3624 nucleotides long. The record is from the annotation of a GenBank genome assembly. NCBI's taxonomy places the organism in Eukaryota, Metazoa, Chordata, Mammalia, Chiroptera, Vespertilionidae.
AUGACAAACCCUUCAGAACAUGCCUUGCCGGCCAACUCGACAAUUGAGAGCCAUGAAGGGGAAUUUGGCUGCACAGUCAUGGACCUAAGGAAGCUCAUGGAGCUGCGUUCAUCGGAAGCUCUGACCCAGAUCCAGGCCCACUAUGGAGGUGUAAUGAAUCUCUGCAGUAAACUGAAAAGCAACCCUGUGGAAGGUCUCUCUGGGAACCCAGCAGAUCUGGAAAAACGUAAACAAGUAUUUGGACAGAACUUAAUCCCCCCCAAAAAGCCCAAGACCUUCUUAGAAUUAGUGUGGGAAGCCCUUCAAGAUGUCACCCUCAUCAUCCUGGAGAUCGCAGCCAUCAUCUCCCUGGUUCUGUCCUUCUACCGCCCCCAUGGUGAAGAAAAUGAAAAGUGUGGUCUACCUAUCAAUAGUCCAGAGGAUGAAGGGGAGGCACAAGCUGGCUGGAUCGAGGGGGCAGCCAUCCUGUUCUCGGUGAUCAUCGUGGUGCUAGUAACGGCCUUCAAUGAUUGGAGCAAAGAGAAGCAGUUCCGAGGGCUGCAGAACCGCAUUGAAAGGGAACAGAAAUUCUCCGUUAUUCGAAAUGGUCACAUCAUCCAGCUCCCUGUAGCUGAGAUCGUGGUGGGUGACAUCGCCCAAAUCAAAUACGGUGACCUGCUGCCUGCAGAUGGGAUCCUGAUCCAGGGGAAUGAUCUCAAGAUUGACGAGAGCUCCCUAACUGGAGAAUCGGACCAUGUCAAGAAAUCCUUGGAAAGAGACCCCAUGUUGCUCUCUGGGACCCAUGUCAUGGAAGGUUCUGGCCGGAUGUUAGUGACUGCUGUGGGUGUCAACUCCCAGACUGGAAUCAUCUUUACUCUCUUGGGGGCCAGUGAGGGAGAAGAGGAGGAGAAGAAGAAGAAAGGUAAAAAACAAGGAGUCCCCGAAAAUCGCAACAAAGCCAAGGCUCAGGAUGGAGUGGCCCUGGAAAUCCAGCCACUCAACAGCCAGGAGGGCGUCGACAGCGAGGAGAAGGAGAAGAAGGUGGUCAAGCUGCCCAAGAAGGAGAAGUCGGUGCUGCAGGGCAAGCUGACGCGCUUGGCUGUGCAGAUCGGGAAAGCUGGUCUGAUCAUGUCUGCUAUCACCGUUCUCAUCCUGAUUCUGUACUUUGUGAUCGACAACUUCGUGAUACAGGGCAAGUCAUGGCUAGCCGAGUGCACCCCCAUCUACAUCCAGUACUUUGUCAAGUUCUUCAUCAUCGGUAUCACUGUCCUGGUGGUGGCUGUGCCCGAGGGGCUGCCACUGGCUGUCACCAUCUCACUGGCCUACUCUGUGAAGAAAAUGAUGAAAGACAAUAACCUGGUGCGGCACCUGGACGCCUGUGAGACAAUGGGCAACGCCACAGCCAUUUGCUCUGACAAGACAGGCACGUUGACCAUGAACCGCAUGACCGUGGUACAGGCUUAUAUCGGGAACACCCACUACCGUCAGAUCCCAAGCCCCGAUGCCCUCGUGCCUAAGGUCCUGGACCUUCUUGUCAAUGGCAUUUCUAUCAACAGUGCCUACACCUCCAAGAUCCUGCCUCCGGAGCAGGAGGGGGGCCUGCCACGGCAGGUGGGCAACAAGACGGAGUGCUCACUGCUGGGCUUCGUCAUCGACCUGAAGCAGAACUACCAUGCUGUGCGCAACGAGGUGCCCGAGGAGAAGUUAUACAAGGUGUACACCUUCAACUCGGUGCGCAAGUCCAUGAGCACGGUCAUCCAGAAGCCCGACGGCGGCUACCGCAUGUACAGCAAGGGCGCCUCCGAGAUCAUUCUGCGCAAGUGUAACCGCAUCCUGGACAAGGACGGAGAAGCAGUGCCAUUCAAGAGCAAGGACCGAGAUGAGAUCGUGCGCACGGUCAUCGAGCCCAUGGCCAGUGAGGGGCUUCGCACCAUCUGCCUGGCCUAUCGAGAUUUCAAUGACGGGGAGCCCCCAUGGGACAACGAGAGCGAGAUCCUCACUGAAUUGACCUGCAUCGCGGUGGUGGGCAUUGAGGACCCUGUGCGCCCAGAGGUCCCAGAUGCCAUUGCCAAAUGCAAACGAGCUGGCAUCACUGUCAGAAUGGUGACGGGGGACAACCUCAACACAGCCCGGGCCAUUGCCACCAAGUGUGGCAUCAUCACACCUGGGGACGAGUUCCUGUGCUUGGAAGGGAAGGAGUUCAACCGGCUCAUCCGCAACGAAAAGGGCGAGGUAGAGCAAGAAAAACUGGACAAGAUCUGGCCUAAGCUUCGAGUCCUGGCUCGAUCAUCCCCCACGGACAAGCACACGCUGGUGAAAGGCAUCAUUGACAGCAUGGUUGGGGAGCAGCGACAGGUGGUGGCUGUCACAGGCGAUGGCACCAAUGACGGGCCGGCUCUGAAGAAAGCAGACGUGGGUUUUGCAAUGGGUAUUGCAGGCACAGACGUGGCAAAGGAGGCCUCAGACAUCAUCCUGACCGAUGACAACUUCACCAGCAUUGUGAAGGCCGUGAUGUGGGGACGCAACGUCUACGACAGCAUCUCCAAGUUCUUGCAGUUCCAGCUCACCGUCAAUGUGGUGGCCGUGAUUGUGGCCUUCACCGGAGCCUGCAUCACUCAGGACUCCCCGUUGAAAGCUGUGCAGAUGCUAUGGGUGAACCUAAUCAUGGACACGUUUGCCUCUCUGGCCCUGGCCACGGAGCCCCCCACUGACUCUUUGCUGAAGCGCCGCCCCUAUGGCCGAAAUAAGCCUCUGAUCUCACGGACUAUGAUGAAGAACAUCUUGGGCCACGCGGUCUAUCAGCUCACCAUCAUCUUUUUCCUGGUCUUUGCCGGUGAGAAAUUCUUUGACAUUGAUAGUGGGAGGAACGCACCUCUACAUUCCCCACCCACCCAGCACUACACCAUUAUUUUCAACACUUUUGUGCUGAUGCAGCUCUUCAAUGAGAUCAACUCACGCAAGAUCCACGGAGAGAGGAAUGUCUUUGCAGGCAUCUUCCGUAACCUCAUCUUUUGUUCUGUGGUUAUGGGCACAUUCGUCAGCCAGAUUAUCAUCGUGGAAUUUGGGGGGAAACCUUUCAGCUGCACGAAGCUCAGCCUGUCCCAGUGGUUUUGGUGCCUUUUCAUUGGCAUCGGAGAGCUGCUGUGGGGCCAGGUCAUCUCCACAAUACCUACCCAAUCCCUGAAGUUCCUGAAGGAGGCCGGGCAUGGCACUGCCAAAGAGGAGAUCACCAAGGAUGCGGAGGGGAUGGACGAAAUUGACCACGCAGAGAUGGAGCUACGCCGAGGCCAGAUCCUCUGGUUUCGUGGUCUGAACCGAAUCCAGACUCAGAUCAAAGUGGUCAAAGCAUUCCAUAGUUCCCUCCAUGAAAGCAUCCAGAAACCCAGGAACCAAAACUCCAUCCACAACUUCAUGACCCACCCUGAAUUCGCCAUAGAUGAGGAGGGGCCACGAACACCACUCCUGGAUGAGCAAGAGGAGGAAAGUUUUGAAAAGGUUCCUAAGCCUGGGACUAGGGUGCUGCUGUUGGAUGGUGAGGUCACUCCAUCCGCCAACACAAACAACAAUGCCGUGGAUUGCAGCCAGGUGCAAAUUGUUCCCUCCCACCCUGACAGCCCUCUACAUAGCCUGGAGACAUCCGUUUGA